AUGACAUUGAGUGAGUCCGUAGCCGGUACGGUCUUCGAGAUCACUUUCCUGUCCUGUAUACUUACAUCUGCUUUGAUUGGUAAUGUGAGUUUAUUUGUUAUCGUUUACAAGAAGAGAAAUAUUUUGACCGUCACCAACUUGUUUAUUCUUAACUUGGCUGCGGCUGACAUCUUGGUAUCUGUUCUCAGUAUGCCAACUACAUUGAUCACCAUUAUCAAACAGCGUUGGGUUUUUGGACUCCCAGCUUGUGUGGUGUCCGGCUAUAUCACAAUGUUAUCGUUCAUUGCGUCCGUCAUGUCUCUCGCCAUGAUCGCCAUCAACCGGUAUUUUCACAUCGUAAAGUGGAAUACGUACAACAACACUUUCUCAAGAAAGAAAGCAUCAGUUUACGUAGCAGCCGUUUGGGUUGUGUCCAUAUCCCUGGCUUGUCCUCCGCUCUUCGGCUGGGCAGAAUAUCGCUUUAUCCCUGAAAAAUCCUAUUGCUUCGUUUACUGGCCGGCGAACGUCUAUUUUGUGUAUUUCAUGAUCACUGUUUGCUUUUUCGGUCCUCUUUUAGUUAUAGCCUUUUCUUAUUUCAAGAUUUUAAUGUUUACUAGGAAUGCGAGAAGAAAGAUCGCAGUUUCAAGGAAUAACUUGACACCUCCUCUAUUUCAGCGCCGGUCUGCUGCCUCUGAUGUAGAACCCAAAAGGAAUGGCGAAGAAAACUUUGAUUUAGAUCGCAGCAAGGCCGAAGUGGAAAUCCCGAAUAAACUGUUUGAAAGUAGAGGAACGGAGGAAACUAGAAUCACAAACACGUUUCUUUUGAUGGUUGCCCUUUUUAUUUUUUGUUGGGCGCCCUUCGCUGUAACCAUGUUUUUCGAUGUCCACUACUCAAGGCCGUUGCCACGGACAGUACACAUGAUAUCGUUGUUGUUUGGCUAUGGAAAUAGUGCCUGUAAUCCAAUAUUGUAUGGAGUACGCAACUCUGUUUUCAAAAGGGAAUUGAUAAAACUAUAUUCAAAAUGUUGGCCGCAGGCUGUAGAGAACUGA
Molecule: messenger RNA, 1029 nt
Organism: Porites evermanni
Lineage: Eukaryota; Metazoa; Cnidaria; Anthozoa; Scleractinia; Poritidae
Source: the annotation of a GenBank genome assembly